AAGUGGUGUCCCAGAGACAGGGCUGUGUUUCCAUUAAAACAUUCUUUUUCUCUCCAUGCCCCCUGUUUGUUUAUUUAUUUAUUUUUACUAGACUGUUACAGUGAAAUAGAAAGAGUUCCCUGUAAAAAGAGGGAACCAUUUCUAGGCCUGUCCUGAUCCAGGGCCCAGUGGCCACUGAUGACAUCACAAAGCCUGAGCUGUCACAAAGGCAGCUCCCUGAGCAAUAAGAGACCUGAGCAAGGGGACACAGCCAGCAGAGAGAGACUGGCACCUCAGGAGGCCCCAGCCAGCGGGAUCAUCAGUCUGGGCUGAUAGAAGCAGCAUCCAGCCGACACCAUGUCUCGGAGAAAACACCUCCAGAACUGCCAUCGCAGUAAGAGACACUCCCUCUCCCGUUCCACCAGGGCCGAGCUGCAGUUCCCCGUGAGCCGCGUGGACCGCCUCCUGCGAGAGGGUCAGGGCGCCCACCGCCUGAGCUCAGCGACACCUGUGUUCCUGACCGCAGUCCUUGAGUACCUGACGGCCAACAUCCUGGACCUGGCGGGGCAAGAGGCCGGCGCCAACCACAGGGUACGCAUCAGCCCGGAGCACGUGCAGAGGGCGCUGAUCAACAAUGAGAAUCUCCGCCGCCUCUUCCAGCCCAGUGCCUUCUCGAAGCCCACAGCUUCACCACCUGCUCCCGAGAGGAAGUAGGGAUGUCCAGGCCCCUGAGUCACAGCCACAUCUCAUCAGCAGCUUCAUCUCGCCCCAAACUGCCCACAGAUGAGGGAGGCCUGGUCUUCUGCCCUUAGCACUGCUAUUAAAGCGUUCAUGGCUGUGCUUGUAA
Capra hircus (goat) is the source of this 826-nucleotide messenger RNA. Its product is annotated as histone H2A-Bbd type 1-like. Bases 337 to 693 code for a protein of 118 amino acids. Gene Ontology annotation, molecular function: structural constituent of chromatin; DNA binding; protein heterodimerization activity. The transcript has a single exon. Lineage: Eukaryota; Metazoa; Chordata; Mammalia; Artiodactyla; Bovidae. The record is from RefSeq and is a predicted model, not a curated record. Gene Ontology annotation, cellular component: nucleosome.